Lolium rigidum is the source of this 1690-nucleotide messenger RNA. RefSeq names its product transcription initiation factor TFIID subunit 12b-like. Lineage: Eukaryota; Viridiplantae; Streptophyta; Magnoliopsida; Poales; Poaceae. The coding region runs from base 61 to 1383 and encodes 440 amino acids. Gene Ontology annotation, molecular function: TBP-class protein binding; protein heterodimerization activity; DNA binding. The record is from RefSeq and is a predicted model, not a curated record. The transcript has a single exon. Gene Ontology annotation, biological process: RNA polymerase II preinitiation complex assembly; DNA-templated transcription initiation. Gene Ontology annotation, cellular component: transcription factor TFIID complex; SLIK (SAGA-like) complex; SAGA complex.
CCCGUCCAGCACGCGUCUUCUCCGAUCGCCGCCGCCGAAACCCUACACAGCCCAUCCGCCAUGGCCGAUCCGCCGUCCGCAGCCACCACCGCAUCGCAGCAGCCCGACCAGUUCGCUGCCUCUGUCCUCAACCAGCACCAGCAGAACCCCAACCGCCAAUUCUCCCCCCAAAUCCCCCUGUCCCCUGCCGUAUCCGACCCGGCGUCGGCUGCUGCGGGGGGCAGAUCCAUGGACCUCCAGCCGCGGUUGCAGGCGCCUUCUCCCCCGCAGGCGGCGGAAGGCUCCGGAGGCUUGAGCGCGAUGCACCGCUCGGGCCCGGCCUCCCGGGCCCCUGCCGUCGGCCAGCCUCCACGGUACGCGGCAGCCGGCGCGACGUACGGCGCGCAGGUGAGCUUCCCGGCCGGCGUAGCGCAGGCCAUGCUUGGCGCGCAGGGGCAGCCGAGGACGCUGCAAGGGCAGGAUAACAGGGCGCGGUACGGGCUCCAGUUCCAGCCACCGAUGAUGGCGCAGCCAGGGCAGAGGGGCCUAGUACAAGGCACACAAUUCAGUGCCGCCACUGCACAAGCCAUGGGAGGUAUUACCGGGAUGAACCAGAUGAGGACUAACCCGUAUGGCGCUCAAGCUCAGCAGCGUUUCGCCCAAAUGAGGCCACAGCAGCCAUCAUCACAAAAUGGAGCUAUGGUGCAGAUGUUGCCAACGCAGCAGGCGCAAUCGUCGAUGGCCUCUCCUCUUUCUCCGCAUCAAAUUCAACAACGUUUUGCGCAGCAAAUGAGGCCACAGCAGCUACCUGCAGGAUCAUCACAAAAUGGACCCAUGGUGCAAAUGUCGCCGACGCAGCAGAUGCAAGCGGCGAUGGCCUCACCUCUUCCUCCGAAUCAACUUCAGCGAGAUCAGAUGAUGCAGCUGGUACAACAACUUCAGCAGAGGGGGCUGAAUAGACAGCAGAUUGCCCAGGCGCUGCAACGGCUCCCCCACCUGAAUGCCCAACACCUGAACCAGCAGCAGCGUCAGCAACAGCAACCAUCUCCAAGGAUGCCAGCACCUGCCUCCCAGCCGAUGACACCUUCCUCAGGCGGAACCAUGGCCGCUGGUGCGGCAAAUGCUCUCCAUAGAGGACCACCUGGAGGAAAUGUCAGCCAGCUUCUUGGGAAGAGAAAGGUACAGGAUUUGGUUGCGCAGGUGGAUCCGCUCUGCGAGGUCGAUCCGGAGGUGGAGGAUCUGAUUCUGGAGAUCGCCGAUGACUUCAUUAGCUCCGCGGUCGCGUUCGCGUGCAGGCUCGCAAAGCACAGGAAAUCGUCGGUCGUGGAAGCUAAGGAUGUGCUGCUGCACCUCCAGAAGAAUUGUCACCUGUCUGUUCCUGGUUUCUCACAGGAGAGGAAGUGAAUCUGCUGAGAAAUUCAAUGUAGGUGUGGGUAGAAAUGUGGCAUUUACUUUGAGAAUUCUAGAAUCGUGUUAGAGUCAGAUAGAUGGAUAUACCAUUAUAGCUAAAUUGCAGGAAAAAAGAUAGAUUGAUAUAGCCCCUAUUAGUCGUUGCAUAUGUUCGUGCUUACAUGAAGCACAUUCAGUGUGUAUAUCCGCGUGUGAUAUAUUUGUAUACACCCAAAGAAAAUUGGCCGUUCACACAUUCCAUGGCUCUUCUUCACCGGGUAAAUGCUUUGUUCUCUCAUCUCUAUCUAAUGAUCUUGUAUGA